Molecule: messenger RNA, 396 nt
Organism: Anisakis simplex (herring worm)
Lineage: Eukaryota; Metazoa; Nematoda; Chromadorea; Rhabditida; Anisakidae
Source: the annotation of a GenBank genome assembly
AUGACUAGAAUGGCUGAGGCAAGUCCUGUGAAAACGUCUUCAUCGAGUAAGAAAAAAGACGAAGAAAAAGAAAAGAAAUUCCUUGGACGAUUAUGCUACUCACUGGAAUACGAUUUCGAUAAAAAUGCUUUGACAGUAACAAUUAUCAGUGCAUCCGAUCUACCAGCAAUGGAUUUGGGCGGUACGUCUGAUCCAUACGUUAAGGUGUUUCUUCUGCCUGACAAGAAGAAGAAAUUUCAAACAAAAGUUCAGAGGAAGUCGUUGAAUCCGGUCUUCAAUGAGAGUUUCGUCUUUAAGGUUCACUUUAACCGCAUUUUGCCAAAAAGUGUCAUUUCUUUCGUUGAUUGGAAAAUUGUUUUGUUUAUUUUUGUUGAAUCUAUUUUUGUUGAAUUAUAA